Molecule: messenger RNA, 6622 nt
Organism: Solenopsis invicta (red fire ant)
Lineage: Eukaryota; Metazoa; Arthropoda; Insecta; Hymenoptera; Formicidae
Exons: 7
Coding region: 255-1904 (549 amino acids)
Biological process (GO): purine nucleobase metabolic process
Molecular function (GO): hydroxyisourate hydrolase activity
Source: RefSeq, a predicted model, not a curated record
GCACUUUCGGCUUAUCCUGUUCUGAGUCGCGCGCAGUAACAUCGGCAUUCGCCAUUACACUAGGGAGUUAGAUACCUCGGUGAUACCUAGGUAAGAGACCUAGAAAUCUCGUCAUCCUGUUCCUCGGUGGUUCUGAAUCCGCUCCAAGUAGCUGUGGUGGCGGGAAGAAAAAACUAUUUAGUGAUUUUGCGUCGCAAUUUUGGGUAUCUUUCUGACCCACGCGACUUGGAGGAAUACAAUAUCCACGGGCUCGAAUGGAGGGCACGCCGCAGACGUCGCAGUCUAUCACGCUUGUUGCGGAACAUGGCGUGAUAUGCAGGAAUUUGCUGACCACGUCGACCCCGCGGCUCACGCCGACGGGGAAGAUCAGCCACGCGAAAACCCGGGUCUACACGCAGCGCUACAGGAAGGAGUGGGAGCAAAUGUCCGAUUUCAAAGGAUGGUUGACUUCAGUACCUUGUCAACCGACUCGUGCUUAUUGUCUGUACUGUAAGAAGAAUCUACAUGCACACCGUUUGUCGUUGCUGAAACAUACAUGUACAAUGAAACAUCAGCGCUCGGCUUUGUCGUAUCAAUUGGACGAGAAACGCACACGGAAGUCGGAGUCCGAUGCACCCGAGGUCGCGCUUAUGGAAGAAGUUGAGACUAUGGAUGAUUCUCAAACUGGAUUAGAUGAGGACAAUGAUGAUGAUAUCGAGUAUGUCGUUGAAAGAUUAGAAACGGACGAGGACGAUACAAUAGAAUUCAAAGAUAUAAAGGAAAAAUUUGAGGAACAAGAAGAAAAAGAGAUAAUAGUAGGUGAUAACAACCAAUCCAAUGAGGAUCCUACAUCUGUAAUAAAGAAGAUUAAAUUAUUGCCCGAGCAAAAAUGUCGAGAGAAAGAUCCUUUAGCACAGGCAAUGGCACACGUUCACAGCGAGUAUCUCGAGGAGGAAAUCGGGGACCAGGAAAACGUGCAGAUGGAGAUGGUAGUAGAAUCAACUAAUGAUAUAUCUGGUUUAUCUGAACCAGUGGAUAACUCCGUCGAGAAAAUAUCAAAAUCACAUGAAAAUGAGAAAACGGUAAUCAAAACCACCAAAAAUGGGCAAGUCCUUCAGCAGGAAGACAAUAAGAAUCUGGUCGUGACCUCAUCAUUACUAAACACGGCUUAUCAGACAAACAUCUCAACGAGUACCGCACCCACUCAAAAUACUAUUAAUUUUGUGCCGAUCGCACCAAAUAUAAAGACUCAAAAGACUAUCACUCUGAUGUGUGGUAACAAAACCUUCACAUUAACUGGUGGUACAUUUCAACCGGGUACGCAGUACGUGUUGACCAAGCUUAAAGGCAAGCCAACAGCAUUGAUGCUGACUGAUCAGAAAAAGGCCAUCGCGGUGAACGAGCCAAACAACAAAUGCAAAAUGGAAUCUAUUGAAACCGUCAAUCAAUCACCAGCUAUUCCUAGCACCAGCCAGCAACCAACUGCUGCAGCAACUGUCAAUCAGCAAUCUACUAGUACUAAAGUAUCGUCUAAAAAAAAUACUUGGACAAAACAGCAAGUGAAACAGACUGUAUCAAGAAAAUUACGUAUUUCUACGUACGUUGUGGAUACUGUCAAGGGAGUUCCAAUUGGUGGAUUACAAGUUAGCUUAUAUAAAUUAAUGGAUGGUAAAUGGACUUUCUUGAAUGAGAAUAAUACAAAUGCGGAGGGUUAUUGUAAUGAUCUAGUGGAGAAAGUGAACGGUACAAUUGGCCGUUAUAAGAUUCAUUUUGACGUCGAUAAGUAUUUCACAUUGAAAAGAAUAGAUACCAUGUUUCCUUUCGUCGAGAUUGUAUUUGACGUGAAGAAUCCGAAUGUUCACUAUCAUAUACCUCUUUUAUUGAGUCCCUUUGGCUACACAACCUAUCGUGGACAUAACACAUAAAAAGAAUGUGCUGUUGAAUAAAUUUCUUUUUUAUAGAAACAGUUACGGAGGAAAUAAUUUUCACGAAGCUAAUUAUUUUUAUAUUAUAAAUAUAUAUAUAUAUUCUCAAUUAUACACGGUUGUUCAAAAUUAAUGGGCAACCUAAUAUGUUUUCUGUAUCUUAAUAUCUUUAUAAAAAUAAAUAAAUCGAAGUAAAUAGAAAUAUUAAAUAUUUAUCAAUAUUUAAUAUUUUGUUAUUUCUUAUUUUAUAACUUCUAAAAUAUUAUUUCGGUAAAUUUUUUACCAAUUUUUCAAUAAGAUAUUGUAAAAAUAAAAAUCACAAAUGACACAAAGGGGGCCAAUGAAAGUAACGGCGCGAUUGAAAAGGCGCUAAUUUCAAAAAUAGUAUUGUAAAAAUAAUAUUAAUUUAUUGUCGAAACGUCGAACGUUUCAAUUCUUUUUGGAAUCUUCUUCAGCGAUAUAAAAAUUACAUACAUCCCACAAUUUUCUUCAUCCUCAGUCCAACUAGGUAUAUACAGAUAUUUUAUCCUAUUCUUAGUCAGAGUUUUUCUUUCAAAUUACAUUAUCGAGAUCUUUUUUAACAAGACUCACAAAUAUUCAAUUAGAUUGAAGUUUAGUCUAAAAAAUUAAUCAAAAAAAUUAUCUUGCUCAAACAACAGUUUACCUGCUUUCACAUUAUCUUAUUAGAAAAAUUUAUUUUGAUAUUGAUUUUCAAAAAUUUUUCUAAUAUCACUGUUGCUACUUAUCAUAUUUCUUGAGUCUUGAUAUUUAGCGAUUAGCACAAAAUUAAUCACAUUUUGAUUUGACGUUUGUCGAAUUCAUAUUCAGAGCCAUUUUGUACAAAUACACUACAGAAUUUUGUAUGAAACAAAUAUUCAUAUACGUUGACAGCUCUAGACGGCAUAUUGAAUUAAAAGUAGAUAAAACAAAUUUGAACUUCUUAAUUAUUUUUUUAUUUUUGGCAUAAAAUUGAUCAAUUUGUGUUACAUUCAUGUCUAUACAUUAAUUGUAGAAAAGGAAUUUUUAAAUCUGUAAAGGCAAUUAGACAAAUCGUAUUCAGUUAAAGUGACUUUUAGAUUUCCUGAAGAAGAUCUUAAAAUUAUGAAGUUACUGAUAUUACAGAUUUGUUCUUUGAAUUGGUUUUACAGCGACUAAAAUUGAAAACCCCUUUACACAUUUAAAGUAUAUACAAAAAUAAAUACCAAAAGACUGGACCUUAAUAAAAAUAAUAAUCGGCAUAUAGUUUUUAAUUUUUUGAUCAUAAAGUACAGUCUUCUGGUAUUUAUUCUUGUAUGUAUUUUAAACAUAAAAGAGUUUUUAAUUCUGUAAAGUUAAUUCUAAGGAAAUUUGAAUCUCUAAUGUUAGUGAUUUCGUUACGCCAGUAUUCUCUUAAUUUUAAAGUGUUUAUAUUUUGUUAUCUUAAGAAAAGUAAAGGUAAAUUGAUAAUUUGCCACUUGCGAGGACUUCCAGUCUUAGCUUUGAUUAUUGAUAUAAACGUAACAUGGAAUUUAUUAUACUGAGGAUGCCUAAUAAUUUUGAACAUUACUAUACGAUUAUAAUAUACAUAAAACGAUAAUAAGAAUAUUUCCAGAGAAUACGCAUGUUUGAAAGACGUAUGUUGGACGUCUUGAAAGAGAUGUCUUAGACAUGUGAACAGGCUCUUCAUCGGGAAAUUUUUUUUAAUGUCUUUUUAGACGACUUAAAGGUGUUUAAUGUCAGAAAUCAAAAAGUAAAAGUUUUUUAUAUGUCUUAAUCAUAUCAGAAAGUGGAACAGAAAACGUCUUUCUGUUGAUUAUAAGACCUCUAAAGACAUCUAAAAUUUUUAUAACGUCUAAAAAUUGUCUUUUAGAUGUCAGCAUGUUCUCUGGGAUUAUUAAUGUUUUUACAGACAACAUGUGUUUAUAUAAAUAAGUUAGUUGUUAAGAAUUGUUAUGUGCAUACAAGAAAAGAAAAAGGAAUGGCUUUGUGCAUAGUUAACCCUUUAUUGCUUUUGUUUGACAAACGAACGUUAGUGUUGUGAUACUACGAUUGAAGCGAAAUCCAAAGGCUAAUUAAGAAGAAUGUGCUUUCAUAUGAGUACCGCACCGCGCCUAUGUGUGUGUUACUAUACUUAAUGCAACGUUGCUACGUAGUGGCACUAUAUUCUUAGAUAACAGAAAUGAUUGCUGAGAGAAAAAAAGAAGUUAAUUAAAAAAAUAAAAAUAAUAAACAAUCUUGUAAAAGCAAAAGAAUCAAAUAUUCAGUUCAUCGCUCUGUCACAGUAAAUUGAGAUUAUGCUACGACGCGAAUCGAAUGUAUACUUGCUUUUUGAUUAUGUGGCUUCAGGCUUUCCAAAUCAGCCAGAACUUUUUCAGCAAACGGAAGUGGAUUUAAAAUAUUAAAUAUAGAUAGAAAUGGAUUUAAAGUCAAGGAUCAAGAAUUUGAAUUCGGCAAUGAUCACACGAAUCCAUUUCUAUCCAAUUAAAAUGCAAGAAUUCUUUGAAACCAUUUUAAUCCAUGAAGUGAAAUUAAAAUUAUGGGAUUUAUAUUUUUUUCCAUCCAAAAAGUUAUGCGAACCUUAUAAUCCAUUUUAAUCCAUGAAACGGGAUUGAAAUAAAGUGAUUUUUAUUUUUUUAAUCUAAAAAGAGUUUUCGCAAGUCAUCCAAUCCAUUUUAGUUUAUGGGAUAAGAUUGAAAUGACUUAAUUGUUAUAUUUUAAUUCAAAAUGUAUUCAAAUUAAUUAAAAUGGAUUACAAAUUUUCAAUCCAUUUCUGUUUACUGGAUUGUUAGUAUUAUUUUUUACCCUGUUUUUGUGAAGUAUACAAAGAUUGCAAUAAUAAUUAAAACCUUUGAUAGAACCGAUUGAUUAUGUCAGCAACCCUCACAAAUUUAUUUAUUAGAUACUUGAAUAUUUAUGAAACAUAUGAAAUAAUUAUUAUAGUUGUUGUCAUUACGAUUAUUCGUUUCAAUAUAAUUAUUAUAUGAGUAAUUAUCUAUUACAUUGUAAAUUUAUGAAAUUUUAUUACAAUCAAAAAGUAAUUAAAGUUAAUAAUAAAUUAAAAUGUAAUUUGUAAAGGUAUUGAUAUUUUUUUAUACAGAUAUUCUAAAUUAUUACAAUAAUUAUUAAGAAGUUUUUAAAUUUAACUCUCAGCUGACACUCUGCGUGUUGUACAUCCGGGUUAUUUAUAAAAAUGCUUGGCAUUCAUAAAUUGUUUGCUCGUUCUCUUCUAAAUAUUUCGAAUAUAUUCAACUUCUCGAUUUCCGCACCUAUUUAGUCUUUUUUUUACUUUUUAGCGUAUUGAUUAAAAAAAAAUUGUUCAAAUUCUCUGCAUUAAAUAUCAAGAUAUACGCAAUUGAAAAUGGUCGGGUAACACACUCAUGUGUGGCAAAAUAUCGAAUCUAAUAUAGUGUGUCAGCUGAGAAUUAAUUUACAAAAAAGUUUCACCAAUAAGUUAUAAAGUUUACCAAAAUAAUUCAAAAAUUAUUGCAUACGUAACAAGACGUAACUUGAACACGCAAUUUACUACGUACGAAUUUAAUGUCUUGUCAAUUGCGUUACCGCUGCUAUUGUUGAGUAGUGACGGUCGAAUAUAUCAAGCGUCCCGCCCGUCUAUCGGCCAAUUAGAUUCAUUUAAAAAAAUCGAUUUCUUCGAAACUAUGGACCAGUGACUGAAAUUGCCGGUGAGUUUUUUUUUUCUCCCAAGAACAGCCUAUAAAAAGCACAGCGCAAUUAAAAAGUGCUUUCCAGCUAUAACGCAAGUCAACACAUUCGCAAAUGCUAUGUAGCUAGUUUUGUGUCGCUCAUAAAUACUAGAUUUUUAUAUUUGAUAUCCCUGGAGCGGAUGCCGUUUUUCCUAGCGCGAUUUUGAAAAUAAUGUCAAAUGAUCGAUAUUUAUCCAUGGGAGUCUAGCUUCGACAGAAGCAGUGUUCCAACUACAAGUCAACACUGUGUAACACAGUGGAUUCGCUGGUUGAUCGCGUACGCAUAAAAGCGUGGUUGGGAUUGCUGACACAAUCCAUCUUAAGUUUUGAUUCCCUACUAAGAUUUUGUAUUCCCCAUAUAUCCCGAGAAUUUAUUGCAAAACGUAUCGGUAUUGUGGUCUUUACAGUCCCCGAACAUUUACAAGGGGGGCUAGUAUCACUAAUAGAAGAAGAAAAAGAAGUAUAACACAGUGUAUGAUGCAAUGUGUUCCGUUUUACUGGAAAGCACCUAAAAUUUCCAAGCCUGGUAUUCCCUUGUCAGAUGUACUAACACAUAUUAACACAUUCAAAGCCUUUAACAAAAAUUGUACUAAACAAAAUUGAAAAAAUAACCAUAUAAAUAUAAUUUAAACGGUUGUAAGUGAAAAGUCAGAAAAAGUUUUAGAGUCAAUUUUUAUGUCGCAUCUAUGCAAUUAAAAAAAUCACAAUUGUGAACUGAAAGUUCUCCUCAUAUGAGAGCAAUAGAGGGUUAAGAAUUAGUUUUAUCAUAAAUUAGAUUUUAAUAAUAAUGAUCAUAUGAAAUUUCUGAAUGAAUUGAUGGACGCGAAUAGCUUUGAUAAUUAUCAAUAUUACUCUUAUAGAGUUAUGAUAAUAUUUAAGUAGUUUAUUGUGCUUUUUUUCACAGUUACAAAUUUUUUUUCCUAAUAUAUUGUGUAUACAUUGUUUUUGCGUGUUGACUCGAAUUAUAUAUAUAAAACUUCGUACAUGUAUUUUUUUAAUGUUAUAAAACUUUAAUAAAUGUGAACCAAUAACUACUAA